GAACGAAUCGAAUCGGAUCGAAUCCAAUAUUCAGUAGAGAUCCGAGAGAGUAUCCACAAACGCGUACGCGAUCGCGAUUAAAAUUGCUGCCUUGAUCCUCUUUUUUCUCAUUUGAUUAGUAGUGCACUUUCUUUUGCUGGUCAAAUCUCCGCGUUGCAGAAAAAAAAAGUUGUGAUCGGAAGUGCGAGUGGAUAGUGUUCCGGUUCGGUACGGGAAAUCGGUAUCAGUGUCCGUAUCGCCCUUGGAAGAAAUCCGCCCCCCGUCCGAGAGUGGUUUGACCAAACGCGGGUGACUAAUUUUUCUUUCUGUGUGAAAUUAUAUAGAGCGCGGAGGAGAAGGAAAUUUGGAGCAAGUUGCGCGUGAAGCAAGAAGACAGUGAAAAUGUUCAGUUGGUUGAAACGGGAAACGAAAACGGAGGAGGUGGUCGAGAAUGUGCUCGGGGAGCUGAAGAAAAUCUACAAGAGCAAGUUGCUUCCCUUGGAAGAGCACUACAACUUCCACGAAUUUCACUCGCCGAAGCUGGAGGAUCCGGAUUUCGAUGCAAAGCCAAUGAUCCUGCUGGUCGGUCAAUAUUCGACCGGUAAGACGACCUUCAUUCGAUAUCUGCUGGAACGUGACUUCCCGGGCAUUCGGAUUGGCCCGGAACCGACGACGGAUCGGUUCAUUGCCGUUAUGUACGACGAUAAGGAUGGCAUGAUUCCCGGCAAUGCGCUGGUCGUGGAUCCGAAGAAGCAGUUCAGACCACUGGGAAAGUAUGGAAAUGCAUUCCUGAACAGGUUCCAAUGUUCGACAGUGCCUUCGCCGGUUUUGAGAGCGAUCUCGAUUGUGGAUACUCCCGGUAUUUUGUCCGGCGAGAAGCAGCGAGUUGACCGCGGUUAUGAUUUCACUGGGGUGCUGGAGUGGUUCGCCGAACGUGUGGAUCGUAUCAUUCUGCUGUUCGAUGCACAUAAAUUGGAUAUUUCGGAUGAAUUCCGUCGUUCGAUCGAAGCCCUCCGCGGUCACGACGACAAGAUCCGGAUAGUGUUGAACAAAGCGGACAUGAUCGAUCAUCAGCAGUUGAUGCGAGUUUAUGGAGCUCUUAUGUGGUCUUUGGGCAAGGUUCUGCAAACUCCGGAGGUGGCUCGUGUCUACAUUGGUUCCUUCUGGGAUCAACCUCUUCGCUACGACGGGAACCGUCGUUUGUUUGAAGAUGAAGAACAAGAUUUGUUCCGAGACUUGCAGUCCCUCCCACGAAAUGCCGCCCUCCGGAAGCUGAACGAUCUUAUCAAGCGAGCUCGUUUGGCCAAGGUACAUGCCUUCAUUAUUGCCGAAUUGCGCAAGGAUAUGCCUUCGGUGUUCGGUAAGGAUAGCAAAAAGAAGGACCUCAUCAAAAACCUCGGCCAGGUGUACGAUCGCAUCCAGAAGGAGCAUCAAAUUUCCCCCGGUGACUUUCCCGAUAUCAAAAAGAUGCAAGAGGUGCUCGCCAAUCAGGACUUUAGCAAGUUCCACUCGCUGAAGAUUCCCCUGUUGGAAGUGGUCGACCGAAUGUUGGCUAUCGACAUCGCCCGACUGAUGGGCAUGAUUCCACAUGAGGAGAUGACCAUGGUCUCGGAACCGCUAAUCAAGGGUGGAGCCUUCGACGGAGUGGAAGAUGUAGUAUCACCAUUCGGCUACCGCAAAGGUGAAGGUAUCGACGCAGGUUGUGGCGAAGUGGACUGGAUUUGCAACCGCGACCGGGAGCGUACCGACCCGCUGUUCGAAUCACUGAACCCGAUCGACGGAAAGAUCUCUGGUGCUGCGGCUAAAUUGGAGCUGAUCAAAUCGAAACUACCGAACAAUGUGCUGAGUAAAAUCUGGAAACUGUCCGACUACGACCAGGAUGGUUUCCUCGAUAUUGAAGAGUUUGCCCUGGCGAUGCAUUUAAUCAACGUGAAAAUGGAAGGCAACGAACUACCGACUUCACUGCCAUCCCAUCUGGUGCCGCCCACGAAGCGAAACGACUAAAGUUAAGGAAACAUGUCGGUAUAAUACCUUGGUAUCGUGCAAAUACUUUUCCUCCUCCGUUUUGCCUUUAUUUUCUAUUUAUCUAGAUCGCUUUUUUUCAAUCUGCCAAAUUAAGAGCCACCCUCAGAUAAUACAUUUAUUUUGUCACUUGUAUUUGUUAGAAGAAAAAAACAUCUCCGUGAUUUUUUUUUUCAUUGUGGUCAAAUUAUACAGCGCGGGACGUUUCUUUUUUUUCUUUUCCUAUGUUACUUCCCACCUUCUAGACCAAAAAUGGCACAAUAACGUAAAUCAAUCGGUAAGGACGUCUUGAAAACCUUUUGAAGCUACCUAACACUGCUACGUUCUGCAUUUCGGAAGAAUAAGCAACACAAUUAAUUACGAUUUAUAUAAUUUAUUUAUAACGCGGAAGAGCGAAAGACAGAGAUAGAAACAGUGAUAGACAAAGGAAUAACAUCAUACGUUUCAUUUAUAUUACCUUCUUUUUGUUUUUAUUAGUAAGAAUUUUAUUCCUAGCAUCAGAUCACUAUCGCGCUGGUUCAUGGUAAAAAAAACAAGCAUAUUGUGCAACACCAGUUUUCUCUUCAUCGAAAAAAAAAAACAUUGUGAGCUAUAUUUUUAUAGGUAGUCGAAUAAAGAACAAGUUGCAAUAAUAGUAUUUCUUUGGUUGU
This is a messenger RNA of Ochlerotatus camptorhynchus, 2651 nucleotides long. RefSeq names its product putative achaete scute target 1 (gene Past1). Gene Ontology annotation, molecular function: protein binding; GTP binding; calcium ion binding. The record is from RefSeq and is a predicted model, not a curated record. The coding region runs from base 382 to 1983 and encodes 533 amino acids. Gene Ontology annotation, biological process: endocytosis; endosomal transport. The transcript is spliced from 3 exons. NCBI's taxonomy places the organism in Eukaryota, Metazoa, Arthropoda, Insecta, Diptera, Culicidae. Gene Ontology annotation, cellular component: plasma membrane; cytoplasm.